Messenger RNA from Naegleria fowleri, 435 nucleotides. RefSeq lists its product as uncharacterized. Lineage: Eukaryota; Heterolobosea; Eutetramitea; Acrasida; Naegleriidae. The transcript has a single exon. The record is from RefSeq and is a predicted model, not a curated record. Bases 1 to 435 code for a protein of 144 amino acids.
AUGAGAUCGCUGGGCCAAUUAUUGGACAGCAACAAUAGUUGUAACGACUAUAUUGAUUUUUAUUUAAGUCUCUCAUUUGCAUCAUCUUCAAUUGAACACAAACAAGGAGAAGAAGAAAUCAACAAGGAAGAAGACCAACACUUUGAGUGUUCUUCUUCUCCUUGUUUGUCCUCUCAACCAGAAACAUCUUCAUUGAAGAAACAAAGAAGACGUAGAAAAUACAAGAAGACUGUUAUAAACCUGGACGACUACGAGGUGGAAGAUUCUUCGUCAAAGAAAGAUUGUGAAUUACCAAGAAACGAAGAACAUUACUACGAGUUAAAUCAAUUCAACUCGGAGAGCAGAAAACAAUUUGAAAAUGUUGUAAAUUCAUUGACCUCCAUACAUAAAUUUCAAGAAAUAAAAAUUGAUUUCCAAAAGUUCGAACAGCAUUAA